GCCCCGUCGUACAUCCAGGUAUACCCAGCACAGGCCAAACCUACUUUGGAUGUCACUCUUUCGGAGUACCUCUCCGGCUUUCCCGUCUCCGAUCAUCGGCGGGCUGUCAUCCAUCCAGCUGUGAGCGGAGGGGAUGCCUCCGCAAUUGACCUCCGGCCGAGGUACCUACCUCCGAGACUCUUUCCAUGCGUUGAACAAAUGAAUCCGCAAUAGAUACGAGAUGCCUCACAAGCAGGAUAGCGAGAUUGUCAUUCAUCCUUUACACCGCACCUUCGCCGCCGAGCUCCAUGGCGUAGACUUUAGUGACGAACUUGACUCCGAUGUCUUCGAUACGAUAUAUCAGGCAAUCACCAAAUACGGCGUGGUCGUCUUCAGGAAGGCCGGCUUAGACGACGCCAGACAUGUCGCCUUUGCCCGAAGAUUCGGCGAACUCGACGAUGUCUCGCCCUAUACAAAGCUUGGCAAGAAGCAUCGACUCGACUUCGAGGAAUUGUUUGAUGUCAGCAACCUCCUUGAAGACGGAUCUGUUGCCCCCGUGGAUAGCCAUCGCUCUGCCAUGAACAAAGGCAAUUCUUUAUUCCACGUUGACAGCUCCUUCAAUCCUAGGCGGGCAGGCUACAGUUUGUUGAGAGCACACGAACUUCCCCCAAAAGGCACAGGAGGCAACACCGAAUUCGCCGAUGCGCGGACUGCUUACGACGAGCUUCCGGAAGAUCUCAAAAAAGAACUCCUGGAGAAGGACUACGUCGUUUGCCACUCGCUCUACCACUCCCGGAAACUCGCUUCGCCGGGAUCACUUUCCGACAUCAACCCAGAGGAUCAUUUCAUGUCCCGCCACAGGUUGAUCCAGCCUCAUGAGCCGUCGGGGCGGAUGAAUCUCUACAUCGCCUCUCACGCUCAUCACAUCGAGGGUGUCUCUCCCGAAAAGUCCCAGGAGAUCCUCAGCACGGUGUACAAGCACGCCUGCCAACCCAAGUACGUCGUGAGCAUUGACUGGCAGAACGACGGGGACCUGAUCCUAUGGGACAACACGUGCGUCAUGCAUCGUGCUGCAGGUGGCAGCUUUGAAGGCAAAUACAAGAGGGAUAUGAGGCGUGCUACAGUGCAUGACGGUAGUAGUCAUGCAUGGGGUCUGAACGAAAAGGGCUCGGAGACGAGAAUGGGGUCAGUGCAUGCGACCGAUAUCAGAUUGAGAUCGUGAAAGUGUACUUGCUGAUACUCGCAUCUUGUGCGUUCCAGAUAUCCGUGACGAUUCAAUGCUUUCACAUGCGCUCAACUAUACACCGCUAGCAAGGCUGAGCAGGUGAUCACGAGAUCACGAAA
Neohortaea acidophila is the source of this 1323-nucleotide messenger RNA. RefSeq names its product alpha-ketoglutarate-dependent 2,4-dichlorophenoxyacetate dioxygenase. The record is from RefSeq and is a predicted model, not a curated record. Bases 221 to 1201 code for a protein of 326 amino acids. Gene Ontology annotation, molecular function: oxidoreductase activity. The transcript has 4 exons. NCBI's taxonomy places the organism in Eukaryota, Fungi, Ascomycota, Dothideomycetes, Mycosphaerellales, Teratosphaeriaceae.